GUUUGCAGCUGCUGCCACAAGACAAAUUACAGUCAGACAGACUUCGACAACUGGAUGGCAGGUGACAAAGACAAGCUCCACCAAUAUGCAGAGGAAUGGAGGGAUGCACAUAUGUCUUCUGCACAUGACAGGAUAUUCAAGGACUAUGGUGUUUGCUACUCAGAACUGUGGCAUUUGCCAUAUUGGGACCCCACUUGCCAACUCAUCAUAGAUUCAAUGCAUUGUAUACUUGAGGGACUUGUUCAACAUCAUGUGUGCAGCCUACUUGGGUUAACCACAGAGACUUCUUCCACUGUGCACUCCAUAAUUCCUGCAUUUCACUAUGAGUUUAAGUUGGUUGUCCCUGGUACCCCCAAGGCGCUGUCUAUGACAACAAAGGAGAUCACACAAGUCUUGGCACUUCACAAGCUUCUUGUUUCACUGGUCCCAUCAUAUGAUGACAACAAAGCUGUUGAGUCCUUCAUGAUUGACUUGUGGGAGUCACUAGUCCACAAAAAUGCUUGCCCUCUGAAAUUUGUUUGCCAAAGCUUAGGGUGUGUUCCCUCAAAGAGUGGUAAAAUUGUUCCUGAUCUUACUACAUGUCCUGCAGCUGAUGCAAUGUAUACUCCAUGGCUGCAGAUGCCCUUGUCUGCAUUACAGCACCAACCUGGCAAGUUCACCAAGUCAGACCUGUUGGAUCAAGUUUGCAAAGUUAUUCAUGACAUUGUGACACCAUCAUGGUUAGGCUCUGUUCCCAGCAAUUUUGGUGAUGUGUCCACUGGCACUAUCAAGGCAGAUCAAUGGCACUCACUGAUUAAGGUUUAUCUUCCCCUAGCAUUGAUCAAUCUUUGGGGUACAAGCAACAACUGUUCCAAUGAUGGCACAGACCAUAAGGCUGUUCUCAAUCACACAAUGGAUCUCAUUUCUGCUGUCAAUCUUGCCUGUGCUUGGACCAUGAGUACUUUGUGA
Messenger RNA from Pisolithus orientalis, 948 nucleotides. RefSeq lists its product as uncharacterized. The annotation marks the transcript as partial. The transcript is spliced from 2 exons. The record is from RefSeq and is a predicted model, not a curated record. NCBI's taxonomy places the organism in Eukaryota, Fungi, Basidiomycota, Agaricomycetes, Boletales, Pisolithaceae.